Messenger RNA from Suillus bovinus, 3104 nucleotides. RefSeq names its product glycoside hydrolase family 31 protein. Gene Ontology annotation, molecular function: carbohydrate binding; alpha-glucosidase activity. Lineage: Eukaryota; Fungi; Basidiomycota; Agaricomycetes; Boletales; Suillaceae. Bases 8 to 2875 code for a protein of 955 amino acids. Gene Ontology annotation, biological process: N-glycan processing; carbohydrate metabolic process. The record is from RefSeq and is a predicted model, not a curated record. Gene Ontology annotation, cellular component: glucosidase II complex. The transcript has 9 exons.
AUUCUAUAUGCUGUAUAUAUAUCGACUGAAUAUCGACGCAAUCCAUGUUGUUUUACAUAAUCGACUAACCUCUCUUUUGGAAUUAAGUUCGUUUUUGACCAAGACAAUGCGGUCCCCAGGGAGGCUCCUACUGCUACUUCUCCUCCCAACAGCCCUUGCCUUCAAACCAUCCGACUUCAAAACAUGCUCCCAGUCCGGUUUUUGUCGCAGGGGACGCGCCCUCGCAGAACGCUCCCAAGAAUCCUCAUCAUCAUGGCGUUCCCCAUACUCAAUCGAACCUCCACAGCUUAACCCUCAUCAACCAGGGUUCACCACAAACGUUCACUCGUCCAUAUAUCCCAACGUUAAAUUUGUGCUUGAUGUUAUUAUACACGAGGACGGCAUUGUGCGCGUGCGAAUGGACGAAGAGGACGGACUGAGGAAACGAUAUAACGAAGCUGCUCAGUGGGCGCUCGUUGGAGAACCUUUGUUGAGUGAUGAUGUCCUCUGGACGCUUGACGGGAAAAAAGCUAAGGCUGUUUAUGGAUUGAAGAAGGAUAUGGAGCUCGUCGUCGACUUUAACCCUCUCAAAAUCACGCUUUUCCGCAGUGGUGUGGAGCAGGUCGUAUUGAAUGGGCGCGGCUUACUGCACAUGGAACAUUUCAGGACAAAGGAGCAUUCUAAACUAGCUGAACAUAUUGAAGGCGAAGGACAAUCCGUUCUCCAAGUCAACCCUGCAGCAUGGUUCGAAGGUGACACCCAAGACGCCUUUUGGGACGAAACCUUUUCCACAUGGACAGACACAAAACCCAAAGGCCCCGAAUCUCUCUCCCUCGACAUAACCUUCCCGAACCAUGCCCACGUAUACGGAAUCCCCCAGCAUGCCACGAACCUUUCCCUCCCAAGCACAACAGGCCCCACCGCAAGAUACACAGACCCCUUCCGUCUCUACAACGCAGACGUCUUCGAAUAUCUCUCAGACUCGCCGACUUCUCUCUACGGCUCGAUCCCACUCAUGCACGCGCAUUCUGCAAGGUCGACGGUGGCCGUUUUCAAUGCUAUUGCGUCAGAAACAUGGAUUGAUAUUGCUCAUGUGAGAAAAGGCGUAGAAACGCACUGGAUAUCUGAGUCCGGGAUUCUAGACGUAUUCCUACUCCCAGGCCCAACACCCACCGACACUUUCACGCAGUACGCGCGCCUAACAGGAACUGCGCCCCUCCCAGCCCACUGGUCACUCGGCUAUCACCAGUGCCGCUGGAACUACGUCAGUUCAGACGACGUGCGCGGUGUGCAGAAUAGGUUUGACGAGGAGGAUUUCCCGGUUGAUGUCUUUUGGUUGGAUAUCGAGUAUGCAGAGGAUCAUAAGUAUUUCAUGUGGAAUAAGAAGACGUUCCCGGAUCCGGUGGAGAUGACGAAGGAUGUAGAGGCUGUUGAACGGAAGAUGGUAAUCAUUGUCGACCCUCACUUAAAACGGUCAAAUGACUACCCAGUAUACAAACGGGCAUCCGAACUAGGAGUUCUUGUUAAACCCAAGAGUGGCGAGGGCGAAUACGAAGGAUGGUGUUGGCCUGGCUCUAGCUCGUGGAUCGACUUUUUCCAUCCUGGUUCUUGGGACUUUUGGAUCUCGCUGUUCAAGACGAAGACUAUUGAUGAUCAGUGGAGUUGGAUAGAAAGCACAGAUAAUGUCGGUAUUUGGAACGAUAUGAAUGAACCGUCAGUGUUUAACGGACCAGAAAUCACGAUGCCGAAAGAUAACGUCCAUUACGGUGGUUGGGAGCAUAGAGACGUGCAUAACAUCAACGGAAUGCUUUUCGCAAAUCACACAUUCCAAGCAGCAGAAGCACGCACGAACCCCGCACGACGCCCAUUCCAUAUGGCUGUGGGCAUUAAGAUGGUGCUUGCAAAUGGGCUUGGGGGGAUGCCUUUUGCUGGGUCCGAUGUUGGCGGCUUUUUCGGAAACCCCGAACCAGAAAUGUUAGUGCGCUGGUACGUAGUGGGCGCAUUUUCGCCCUUCUUCCGCGCACACGCGCAUAUCGACACGAAGCGCCGAGAACCUUACCUUCUUGAGGAGCCUUACAAGAGUUUAGUGAGGGAUAUUUUGAGGUUGAGGUAUUCGAUGCUUCCCGUGUGGUAUACUGCGUUCAGGGAGACGAGUAAGAGUGGGGUUCCCAUCCUCCGGCCUCAAUACAUGAUGUUCCCCGGGGACGAAGCUGGGUUUGGGGUUGAUGACCAGUAUUAUGUUGGGUCGUCGGGGUUACUUGUUAAACCUGUGACGGAGAAGGGGGUGAAGGAGGUUUCUGUGUAUAUUGCUGAGGAUCAGGUCUACUACGACUACUUCACCAACCAAGCCCACCGUCCAAAAAACCGACACAUCACGCUCUCCGCGAACCUCGACCAAAUCCCCCUCCUCAUCCGCGGAGGCUCCAUAAUUCCCACACGCGAACGCCCGCGUCGUUCCUCACCACUGAUGAAACACGACCCGUUCACACUCCGCGUCGCGCUUGAUACUUCUGGAAAUGCACGUGGGGAGCUGUAUCUCGAUGAUGGCGAGACGUAUGGGUAUGGAAGGGGGGAUAUUGUUUGGCGUAAGUUCGGUGCGGAGAGUACGAAAAGAACGGGGAAAGGGAUCGGGACAGUGCGCAUCUCGUCUGUUGAUCUUGCCGCAAGAACGGCAGUGGGUGCGUACGAGCCUACCAACGAGUUCUCGCGCAGUGUGGGGGAUGUGAGAGUGGAGAAGUUGGUCGUUCUUGGACUUGGGAAGAAGCCUUUGAGUGUUGUUUUGGAUGGCGGGAGAGAGCUUGAGUGGGAGUUCACGUCCAAGGGUGGGGUAUUAGUUGUUAAAGAUCCUGCGGUGCGCGUGGUGGAUGAUUGGGCUGUCGUCGUGAAGUUGGAGUAAGUGAUACCAUGCUAAUGUUGUUUAGUUCACUUGUGCUUUUUGGCGUGGAUAUCUAAGUUUUGAUUAAAUGGGGCACCUUGAGGCUUGUUUCGAAAUGACAUCGUGAGGCAUAUCACUUUCGCUUGGAUUGUAGGAAUGAAAACACAGAUGGUUUACACUAUGAAUCUUUUGAUACGGACAUAUAAUUUUCAUCAUACGAGGGAGGUUUGUCAGAAGAUGCUUCGCUAAG